This is a messenger RNA of Sordaria macrospora k-hell, 3051 nucleotides long. RefSeq lists its product as uncharacterized. Lineage: Eukaryota; Fungi; Ascomycota; Sordariomycetes; Sordariales; Sordariaceae. The record is from RefSeq and is a predicted model, not a curated record. Gene Ontology annotation, biological process: mitotic G2 DNA damage checkpoint signaling; DNA replication initiation; mitotic DNA replication checkpoint signaling.
AUGAGCAACCAUGCCGCGUCUUCAUCGCGCGCCGGAUCGCCAUCGUCAGACCCCGAUAAUGUCCUCUUUGAUCCCUCCCAUCCUCUCAAGGGCGUCGUCGUGUGCUGCACCAGCAUCUCUCCAGAACUAAGGAACGACAUCGCCUGCAAAACCGACGAACUCGGCGGCAAGCACAAACACGACCUCACCCCCGAUUGCACCCACCUCAUCGUCGGUGAUUACGAUACCCCCAAGUACCGCCAUGUCGCAAAGGAACGUCCCGACGUCAAGGCCAUGGCCGCCGGCUGGAUCGAAGCCAUCCGAAAGCUCUGGGUAGAAGAUGCCGACAUCGAUUUUAUCGCCCUUGAGAAAGAAUGGGAGAUGAAACCCUUCGAAACGGGCGGCGGCGAACCGAACCUAGUCGACGGCACAAUCGAACCUCGACGAAAACUCCUCAUCUGCUCGACUGGGUUUAUGGAAGCCGAAGAGCGCCAGCACAUCAUCGACAUGGUAGAAAAGGGCGGCGGUACUUAUACCGGCGACUUGACCCGUCGCGUCACCCACCUCGUCGUCUGCAAGCCAGAAGGCCGCAAGUACCAGGCUGCUCAUAACUGGGGCAUCAGGACUGUGACGGUCGAGUGGGUCAACGAUUGCGUCGAGCGUGGUUUGAUUCUGGACGAGAAGUGCUACGAUCCUCUCCUGCCACAAAACGAAAGGGGAGUGGGCGCUUGGAACAGACAAAGCGGCCGGAUUGCCUCCCUGGGCAAGCGACUAAGGGAAACCGCCGCCGAGGGACAAGAAGCCGGGAGGAGAAAGCUGAGAAAGACCGCUAGUAUCAAGCUCAACAGCCAAAGGGAUAGUCUGUGGGGGAGCAUCCUGGGUGUGCCUCCGGCGGCCACUUCAUCGUCUGCUGCCACUGUCCCGGCUCCCCUCACCGAAGCUUCCCAAGCACAACCGCCACCCUCAGUCCCCGCUCAACGUGAUCCGAGUCAGCAGCAGCCUUCUGGUCCAGCACAAUCGGUAGACACCCAGGGCUCAAGGCUUUCCUCGUUUGGCAUACCCCAUUACGAUUUCAUCUUUGCCUAUUGCUGCUUCUACGUAGCCGGCUUUGCACCCAAAGAGGCCGAAAUCCUCACCAACACCGUCGCUUCCCUAGGCGGCGUUGUCUGUCAAACCCUCGACGAGUGCGCGUCCGCCUCUGGCGCACAAAUGUCGCACCGCUUCCUCGUCGUACCACAGAACUCCCAACAAGACAGCCAUCCCCGUCUUCCAGACAAUGUCUACAUCAUUACCGAAUUUUACAUCGAACGGUGUCUACACAAGAAGUACUUCUUCGAUCCCAACGAACAUGUCCUCGGCCGACCGUUUCCCACGUUUCCCGUUCCAGACUUCGACACCCUUUCUAUCUCGACGGCAGGGUUCACAGGCGUGGACCUCAACCAUGUGGACAAAGCCAUUAGACAACUGGGUGCUCGGUACGAAGAGAGGUUCACGGCAGACGUGUCGGUACUAGUGGCGCCGUCAAUGUCUGUCAUAAGGAAACAGAAACUCGAAAUGGCACUACGGUGGAAGGUACCGAUCGUUAGGGCAGAAUGGUUGUGGAGGUGCAUCACCACGGGGUUCAAGUGUCCUAUCGAGGACUUUCUCUUCCCCGAACUCAACCAGGAGAUCCGUUCCAAGGAACCACUGGCGUCAAAGGACAGCCAGGUAGCAGGCAGAGAGAAGGGUACGGAGAAACAACCGAAGACCUCGAAGAUGGGACAUGUCGACGAGGAUUUACUUCCAAGACCGGCUGCUGCUGCUACCGCAAGCAAAUCACGCAGCCGCGUCGACGUCUCAGACUUUACCUCUGCUAUCCGAGAGAAGAGGAGAUCGUUAGCCUCGGAGUCUAAGAACUCCAAGGCGACUCCCGCGGUUGCAACGUCAUUAGACGAGUCCCACGAUAGCUACGAGACAGCACCAAGUCAGCGACAACCAAGCACGGCGAAUACCACCCCGGGAAAGAACAAGUCAGCAGCAGCAGCCGGCGCACCACUAGCAGACAUUUCCAACCUCUCCCAGCCCACCUCUUCUUCAAAACACCAACAAAAACAGCAACCAGCGCGAAAACCGCUAGGCAGGAUAAAAAGCGAGAUAGCAGGUUCGGACGACGGGGACUCUGCAGAGGACGAUGAUCUCCCCAUCCCCGGCGAAGACGAGUUGCCAGUCGUCGACGAAGCUCCUGGCAUACGACAGCAGUCCAAAUCACCAAGGAAGCUUAGAGCCUUGGAGGAAGAGCCGGCAAUAGAAGACCCAGGCGAAACCGCUGAAGAACUCCGCCGCCGCUUGCUCAAGGAAGCCGAGGAAAAGAAGAAGGCCGAGAAGUUAAAGGUCACGGAUCGAUUGGUCGACUUAUUGUCUACUUCCAUCACAGCGGUAGAGGCAGCAACAGAGGCCAGGGCCUUGACUAGGGAUACAAGAGCCCCAAGCGAAGCCGUCUCCGUACGCUCAGAUGACAGCUCCGUCACCGGCGGCAAACCCCGUCGACGGAAACGGGAGAUUCUGGGCAGAGCGUUGAGUAACGUCUCAGCAGCAAGCGAGGAGGGUCUACCGGAUGCUCCUGAAGCUGAACCAGGCCGUCAAGGUACUAAAUCCCGAGCUUCCCCUCAACGGAAGGAGACCAACACUUCCCCAGCGACCACUAAUACCACAAAACGCAAAACCCGCACCUCCAAGAAAGACGAUAAAGGGGGUCCAGCACCAACGCAAAUUGAUUACCAGGACGUCGACUCGCGCAAAGCCCGACAGAAGUUGCUCUCCAAGCUCGGCGAUGGCGACCAGGAAGCCACCUCUACCGAUCUCGUUGCCACCGUUUCCUCCAUUAAGCAGCACACGGCACAGGAGCAGAAGACUGGCAUGUCGAUUGGAGACUUGGACGUGCUUGGUAGGGAUGUAGAGGAAAAUGAAGAGCAUGGCAAUGGGGGCCCGACGGGUUUAGUCGGAAGGGUAAUGAGGAGACCUGUAGGGAAGGCGGAGAAGGAGAAGGGGUAUGGAGGGAGGAGUAGGACUACGAGACGGUCGAAGGGGGUGUGA